AUGAGCACGAAACGUAUUGUUGAAAUGAUAUUUGAUAUUGCGCAAUCUAUAAAUUAUACCAUAAAUGAGGAAAAAUAUGUACCACUCAGCACUGUGGACAGUAAACGAAGUUCUCGAACAUCAGAUGAAACAAAAAAAUCUUACACCAUUAUAGAAAUAGAAUUGGCGAUGAAGGAACUUGAUGGUGGAACGAUAGGGAUCUGGAUUAGGGUUACUUUCUUUUUUGUAGGAUUAGAACUUGACGAUGAAGAUCUGGAUCGGGGCCUUUCUGUAUUAAAGCACGAAUUGGAGCUUGACAAUGGAGAUUUAGUUCGGGAACACAAAUUGGAACUUGAUGAACUCGAUGAAGAUGAUCUGAAUCGG
Molecule: messenger RNA, 363 nt
Organism: Scutellospora calospora
Lineage: Eukaryota; Fungi; Glomeromycota; Glomeromycetes; Diversisporales; Gigasporaceae
Source: the annotation of a GenBank genome assembly